CGGGGCGCGGGGGGCGGGGGCGGAGCGCGGCAGAACACGCCGAGCAGUUUUUGUUGGGGACCGUGGAUUUCCCUGUCACAGGAAGUUGGGCCUGGCCGCUGGCGUCGCCACGGCAGCUGUGCCUGGGAGGAAGGACGGAGGAAUGAGAAAACCGUGACGAUCCCCCGCCCCCCAGGUCACUGUCCCACCCCGUGAGUUGAAUGUAGCGGCCCUGGAACUGCUCCGCCGCCCUCACGGGUGGGACCGCUGGGUUUCCUUCGGGGAAACGAGGAGGAGCAAGACCCAGACUCCAGCGAGAGAGAACGGAGAGGCGGGAGACUGAGACAUCUCACAUCUAGGUUCUCCAGCAAUGGGAAAUCCAGAAAACAUUGAAGAGGCAUACGUUGCUGUUAUUCGUCCAAAGAAUACCGCCAGUCUCAACUCUCGUGAAUACAGAGCUAAGUCAUAUGAAAUUUUGUUGCAUGAAGUUCCCAUUGAAGGACAGAAAAAGAAGAGAAAGAAAGUUUUGCUGGAAACUAAACUUCAGGGCACCGGUGAAAUAACACAAGGCAUAUUGGAUUAUGUAGUAGAAACCACCAAACCAAUUUCUCCCGCAAACCAGGGUAUCAGAGGAAAACGAGUGGUACUAAUGAAGACAUUUCCUCUGGAUGGAGAGAAGAUGGGCAGAGAAGCAGCAUUAUUUAUUGUUCCAUCAGUUGUCAAAGAUAAUACUAAAUAUACGUAUACUCCAGGGUGCCCAAUUUUUUACUGCUUACAAGAUAUUAUGCGAGUCUGUAGUGAAUCCAGUACUCACUUUGCUACACUUACAGCAAGGAUGUUAAUAGCCUUGGAUAAGUGGUUAGAUGAACGUCAUGCACAAUCUCACUUUAUUCCGGCUUUAUUCCGACCAUCUCCUCUUGAGCGGAUAAAAACUAAUGUCAUAAACCCUGCUUAUACUACUGAAUCAGGUCAGACAGAAAACUCCCCACUACAUAUGGGCUAUAGUGCAUUAGAAAUAAAGAGUAAAAUGUUAGCCCUGGAGAAAGCAGAUACCUGUAUUUACAACCCUUUGUUUGGAUCAGAUCUUCAGUAUACAAACCGGGUAGAUAAAGUGGUAAUAAACCCGUACUUUGGUCUAGGAGCUCCAGACUACUCAAAAAUUCAAAUUCCCAAACAGGAAAAAUGGCAGAGAAGCAUGAGCAGUGUCACAGAAGACAAGGAACGACAGUGGGUAGAUGACUUUCCGCUCCAUCGAAGUGCCUGUGAAGGAGAUUCAGAAUUACUAAGCCGGCUUCUCAAUGAAAGAUUUUCAGUCAACCAAUUAGAUAGUGACCACUGGGCUCCUAUUCAUUAUGCAUGCUGGUAUGGAAAAGUUGAAGCCACUCGCAUAUUAUUAGAGAAAGGAAAGUGCAAUCCAAAUCUUUUAAAUGGACAGCUUAGUUCUCCUCUUCACUUUGCUGCUGGAGGAGGACAUGCUGAAAUAGUACAGAUUCUUCUAAACCAUCCAGAAGUUGACAGACACAUAACAGACCAACAAGGAAGAUCCCCAUUGAAUAUUUGUGAAGAAAACAAACAAAAUAACUGGGAAGAAACUGUAAAACUGUUGAAGGAAGCCAUUAAUAAACCAUAUGAAAAAGUUCGAAUAUACAGAAUGGAUGGAUCAUACCGUUCUGUUGAGCUGAAACAUGGAAAUAAUACGACAGUUCAGCAGAUUAUGGAAGGAAUGCGUCUUUCUCAAGAAACACAACAAUAUUUUACUAUUUGGAUCUGUUCAGAAAACCUUAGCCUUCAGCUGAAGCCUUAUCAUAAACCCUUGCAACAUGUUCGUGACUGGCCGGAAAUACUUGCCGAAUUGACAAAUUUGGAUCCCCAAAGGGAAACACCACAGCUUUUCCUAAGAAGAGAUGUGCGACUUCCCUUAGAAGUUGAAAAAAAGAUAGAAGACCCACUAGCGAUUCUUAUUCUCUUUGAUGAAGCUAGAUAUAAUUUAUUGAAGGGCUUUUAUACAGCUCCUGAUGCUAAACUGAUAACACUGGCAAGCCUACUGUUACAAAUAGUUUAUGGAAAUUAUGAGAGUAAGAAACACAAGCAAGGUUUCCUAAAUGAAGAAAAUCUAAAAUCCAUCGUACCCAUCACUAAAUUGAAAAGUAAGGCACCUCACUGGACAAACCGAAUACUUCAUGAAUAUAAGAAUCUUAGUACAAGUGAAGGUGUCAGUAAAGAAAUGCAUCAUCUUCAACGCAUGUUCUUACAGAACUGUUGGGAAAUUCCUACAUAUGGAGCAGCAUUUUUUACAGGACAGAUAUUUACAAAGGCAAGCCCUAGCAAUCAUAAAGUCAUUCCUGUGUACGUAGGAGUGAAUAUAAAAGGACUUCAUCUCCUCAACAUGGAAACUAAGGCUUUACUCAUCAGUCUUAAGUAUGGUUGUUUUAUGUGGCAAUUGGGAGAUGCCGAUACAUGUUUUCAGAUCCAUAGUAUGGAAAAUAAGAUGAGCUUUAUAGUACACACAAAACAGGCUGGUCUCGUGGUAAAACUGUUAAUGAAGCUAAAUGGACAGUUAAUGCCCACCGAAAGAAAUUUAUGAAAGGAAAAAAGCUGAUACUUAAGCCGCCAUAUUUUGUGAUGCAGAUUUUUUUCCAUGAAAGAUUUCUUAAUAUAUUGCUUUUAACAAGACAUUUAAUUUCUUGUAAAAUAUAUGUAUACUGUUACAUUGUACAGAAUCUGUACUUAUGUUUGGUGUGUAAUAUACCAAUUAGUUUUAUAUAAUAUCCUUAUAAGCUAGUCUGACUUUUGAGAGAAACACAAAAAAGUGUAGAUUGAUAGCCUAUAUAAUCUUAGACAAAAUAAUAAGCUUUAUAAACAGCUAUUUUCAGUAAAUAGUAAAGAUUUUGGAGUGGAAUACAAUAAAAUGAAAAUAAGCUUUUGGUAUAA
Loxodonta africana (African savanna elephant) is the source of this 2910-nucleotide messenger RNA. It is a transcript of the gene KRIT1, whose product is annotated as KRIT1 ankyrin repeat containing. Lineage: Eukaryota; Metazoa; Chordata; Mammalia; Proboscidea; Elephantidae. Bases 350 to 2563 code for a protein of 737 amino acids. Gene Ontology annotation, molecular function: protein binding. The record is from RefSeq and is a predicted model, not a curated record. Gene Ontology annotation, cellular component: plasma membrane; cytoskeleton. Gene Ontology annotation, biological process: regulation of establishment of cell polarity; cell redox homeostasis; negative regulation of angiogenesis. The transcript is spliced from 17 exons.